Lytechinus pictus (painted urchin) is the source of this 1599-nucleotide messenger RNA. RefSeq lists its product as uncharacterized. Lineage: Eukaryota; Metazoa; Echinodermata; Echinoidea; Temnopleuroida; Toxopneustidae. The transcript has 17 exons. The record is from RefSeq and is a predicted model, not a curated record. The coding region runs from base 1 to 1599 and encodes 532 amino acids.
AUGGCUAGUGCAGAUAAUAAAAUCGAAAGAAUGAAGGAACAAUUAAAGGGUAACGAGGUCCUCGUAAAGGCUUGCAAGGGACUAACAGGUGUGUCUGGUCCCCUUGCUCCUGAUGGGUUAGCCGAUCUCCUCACAUCCAGCUGGAGCAAACAGAAACAUGUCAUAUCACAGCUUAAGAUCGAAAUCCAGAAAUUGAAAGAGGGGCGACCAAGUCAGCCAUUGGACAUCACUCCGAUAGGCCAUUUGGAUGAGUUACUGACGGGUCUUGCUCAAUUGAUGGAUAUCGAUACUACCAACACCCAGACCUCAACCAUUGUCGAUAAGAUGGAAGUUUCUUUCAUCGACCUCAAAGACAUGGUCAAGGUCAAAGAUGACAAGAUUCAGGAUCUAGAACACCAACUUCGAAUCAAGUCAAAUAAACACCACAAUGACACGGAGAUCCAGAAUCUUUGUGAUCGUGAAAAGACAAAGACCAAACGCAUCGUUGAACUCCAAAACGAAAUGGAUGAUUUGCAAACAAAGAACCUCGACUUAGCCCUUGACCUACAGGAAGCUCAAGAUAAGCGUCAGACAGCAGAAAAUCGAGUCUUUGAAUUUGAGAAUAAGAUUCGCCAUCUCGAGGAAGACAUCGAGAAGACGACGUCUGAAAUUGAGGAUUUACUGCAGCGUUACGAGGAUGCUGGAGAGGUGGUUUUGGAUCUUCAGAAUAGUCUCGAGGAGGCUAAAACAAACAACGCAUCUCUUGAGAAACAGAUCAAGGAUAUCCAAACCAGAGAGUUUAAGAAAGAUGAAUACAUCUUGACCUUAGAGAAAGAUUUGGCAACUCUCAAUCAGAAGAUGGACUUGGAUUCACCCUCUGAAGAUGACUUCAGGACAUCGAAGGCUAACCAGAAUGCCCUGAAGCUGCAAAAGAAAGCAUUUGACCAAGAACUUAAGAAUAUUCGUUCUAAUGGACAGGAAAGAGAUUACUAUGUCUUGAAGUUGGAGCAGGAUAUUGAAAACAUGCAGAAAGAGAAAGAUGAGCUCUAUCAAGAGAUACAGAACUCGUUUUGGAAAGAACCCAAGAUCAACGAUCUCGAGGAUAAACUGAAUCAAGACAUUGAAGACCUGAAGGAACAGAAGAUAGAACUGGAGCUAAAGUUAAAGGACGCCAUAUCCAGAGCAGAUCAAGAACUAUAUGAAUCGAAUUCAAAGGUUUCUGAAGUACAGGCUCAAAAGAUCGAACUGGGCUCAAAACUCAAGCGUCUUUCUGAUGAGAUAUCACAGCGAGAUACCAAUAUCAAACAACUGAUAGCAGAGAAUCAACAGCUUCUGUCUAACUCUCAGGAAUUGAAGGAAAGCUGUUCAACAAUGAGUCAAGAAAAGGACCGCCUUGAAACUCUUGUCGCCAACUUGACUCAGAGAACGGAUUGCCUUACAACACAACUCGAAACAGCAGCCCAAGAUAUUCAGGACUUGAAGGAGAGAUUCCAAUCUAAGAUUGAUGAGGUGACGAAAACUCGCAAAGAAUUAACGGAGAGAUCAGCUAAAGAAAAGCGUGACGUACUCACUGAACUUUCAGAAGCUCGAAAACAACUGGAGCCUGUCUUCCAUCCCUAA